AUGUCUUGGUUCGGCACCAAGGAGUCGAACGAGCCCUCGGGCCCCACCUUCUUCCCCCUCCCCUCCAACACCUCUGGCUUUGGCAAGCUCGACAAGGAUGACACCGCCUGGAAGACCAUCAGCGGCCACGGCUUCCAGACCGAGACCCACACCUACUACUCGCUCCUCGAGGACGGUUCGUUCCUCAUGGUCCAGGUCAUCUGGAGCUUCCUUGGUGUCUUCCUCAUUCCUGCCACCACGCAGAUGACCUUCAAGCUCUACAACCCCCACACCAAGAAGACCUCGUGGAAGUCGGUCAACGUCAACGGCUUCAAGCACGACGGCUGCAGCUCCAAGUCGGACGCGUUUGAGAUCAAGCACACUGGCACUCCCGAGACUGAGGAGUCGUACGCCAUCACGGCCCACCUCGACAAGAACGUCCAGAUCAACAUUACGUUCACCAAGCCCGCCGAUGCCCCCGGUGCCAAGUACGGUACUGGCGAGCAGGCUGGUUACUCCAACUUUGGCAGCAAUGACCCCACCAAGCGCGACGCGUUUGUUAUUCAUCGCUUCCUCCCCCUCAUGACCACCUCGGGUUCGCUCAUCAUCGACGGCGCCAUCGUCGACGCCAAGGGCGAGGCCAUGUUCGUCCACGCCAUGCAGUCGGGUAUGCGCCCCAACCUCAUCGCCUCGAGCUGGAACUUUGCCUUCUUCGCCAGCAACGGCGGUAACGAGGAGUCGGAGCUCGGUUCCGUCCGCGCUAUCCAGAUGGAGUUCACCACCACUGACGACUACGGACCCAAGGGCAAGAACUCUGGCCGUAGCAAGGUCAACAUUGGAUUCGUGUACGCGUCCAAGAUCCCCAACAAUGCGCUCCUCGUCGUCGGCCAGACCCACGCCCCCGAGGCGGGCGAGUACACCAACAAGUCCAAGGACAUUGUGAUUGCCGAGCACCUCACGACCGAGAAGGACGAGGAGACCAGCUACAUGGCCCCCCACGGCCUCUCCUUUGUGUGGGAGGGCGACCGCGUGGACGGUGCCGGCCGUGCCCGCGUCAGCGCGAUGAACGCCGACGUCUGGUCGGGCCUCAUCGAGAAGGUCGACGUCCUCGCCGAGAUCCCCUACGUUAUCCGCAAGGGUCUGUCGGCCGUCACUGGCGCCAAGCCCUUCAUCUUCCAGUACCACAACCCCUCCACCCUCAACGUUGAGAUCGAGGGCAAGGCCAUCCCCGUCAAGGGCUGGAUGUUCAACGAGGCCUCGUUUGUCUCCAUGUAA
This is a messenger RNA of Apiotrichum porosum, 1254 nucleotides long. RefSeq names its product putative cell survival pathways protein (gene SVF1). Gene Ontology annotation, biological process: response to oxidative stress. The coding region runs from base 1 to 1254 and encodes 417 amino acids. The record is from RefSeq and is a predicted model, not a curated record. Gene Ontology annotation, cellular component: cytoplasm. Lineage: Eukaryota; Fungi; Basidiomycota; Tremellomycetes; Trichosporonales; Trichosporonaceae. The transcript is spliced from 6 exons.